AUGACCAGAACUCUUACUUCAAGUAAACAUUGUCAGUUGAGUGUAAGCUCUAGUUAUGAAGUCAGUAAUAGUUCAUUUUCUGCUUCAUCAUCUUCAUCAAUCUUUUCUUCCGCAUCAUUCGCCUUUACUUCAAGCUCUAAUUCAACUACUACUGUGUCCAGCUUCUCAAACACUUCAAAAUCUGCCAACCCUUCUAAAACUUCAACUCGUCCGAAAGGGAAAGCUAGGAAGACUGCCAAGAAAGUAAAGGUUUCUACCAGGCAGGUUCAUGGCUUGAUCGUCGUCAUUAUCAGUACCAGAGAUUUGGUUGAACAAGCAAAGCUUAUCACUGACCAGAGGGAGAUGAAUAUCACAUUUCGUUCCGUCAUUCGCUGA
Molecule: messenger RNA, 375 nt
Organism: Sclerotinia sclerotiorum 1980 UF-70
Lineage: Eukaryota; Fungi; Ascomycota; Leotiomycetes; Helotiales; Sclerotiniaceae
Exons: 2
Coding region: 1-375 (124 amino acids)
Source: RefSeq, a predicted model, not a curated record